AUGGCCGAGACAGCCACCCCCCGUCCACCCAAGCAGGUGCUCUACUGCGGCAACUGCUCGCUUCCACCAGAAUACUGUGAGUACGGCGGCACAACCAAGAAAUGUGCCGACUGGCUCGAAAGCAAACAUCCCGACCUGCACUCCAAACUCUAUUCCACCGACGCGGCAGCAGAAGGCCUAAGCAACCUCUCCGUCGACGCCCAAAAACGUGCAGAAAAGGACGCCCAGAAGAAAGCCGCCAAAGCCGUCGCCGCCGAGUCACGAGAAGCCGAACGCCGCGCCGCCUCCAAGAUCAUCAUCAAACGCGUCGAGCGCAACAAACGGAAAUACGUGACCGAAGUCUCUGGGCUCGAGCAGUUCGGGCUAGACCUGAAAAAGAUUGCAAAGGAGUUUGGGAAGAAAUUUGCUACUGGCAGUUCGGUGACCAAGACGGCGGCGGGAGGGGAGGAGAUUACGGUGCAGGGGGAUGUGAGCGAUGAUGUGUUUGACUGGUUGCAGGAGAAUCAUGAGGAGAUCCCGGAGGACAAUAUUGAGCAAGUGGAGGAUAAGAAGAAGAAGGCUGCUGCCUAG
This is a messenger RNA of Recurvomyces mirabilis, 570 nucleotides long. It is a transcript of the gene TMA22, whose product is annotated as Translation machinery-associated protein 22. Gene Ontology annotation, molecular function: translation initiation factor activity; mRNA binding. Lineage: Eukaryota; Fungi; Ascomycota; Dothideomycetes; Mycosphaerellales; Teratosphaeriaceae. The record is from RefSeq and is a predicted model, not a curated record. Gene Ontology annotation, biological process: translation reinitiation; formation of translation preinitiation complex. Bases 1 to 570 code for a protein of 189 amino acids. The transcript has 2 exons.